AAAAGAAAGGGCUUUUUAUUUAAUUUAGUGACAUGGUCAUAUGUUUCUGUUUCAUAAAGUUGGAAAAUUAUAAUGAGAUAGUGAGUGGAGAAGAGAAAGAAAGAGAGAGUUAAAUAUAUUUCAAUUCAGAAGAAGAAGAAGCAUUUAUCAGUUUAUGAAUUAAUGGUGAUUAUGGGGUGUGAAGAAAUGGUGUUCUCAGUGGAGUCUCAGAAGACAGUUCCAGCUCCAUUUCUCACAAAAACAUACCAACUUGUUGAUGAUCCACUCACCAACCACAUUGUGUCUUGGGGUGAAGAUGAAUCUACUUUUAUUGUGUGGAGACCUCCUGAGUUUGCCAGGGAUCUUCUUCCCAACUACUUCAAACACAACAAUUUCUCAAGCUUUGUCAGGCAGCUUAACACCUAUGGAUUUAAGAAGAUAGUGGCAGAUAGAUGGGAGUUUGCAAAUGAAUAUUUUAGAAAAGGAGCUCAGCAUUUACUAUCAGAGAUCCACAGAAGAAAAAAUUCCCAGAAUCAUACUCAUCAACAGGUAAACUUCCAAGAGCAACCGGCUCAUUUUCUUCAAGCGGAUCAGGAAAAUUUCUGUUGGGUAGACUCUCCACUGCCAUCACCAAAUAACUGUUAUAAAUCUCCUACUGAUGUUCUAACGGCGCUCACUGAAGACAAUCAACGGUUGCGCAGAAGGAACUACAUGCUUUUAUCUGAACUCACUCACAUGAAGAAUCUCUACAAUGAAAUUAUCUUCUUCAUUCAGAAUCAUGUAAAACCAGCUGCUCCGUUUGACCAUGAGCAUGGACCGACGGUUCACAGUUACUCAGAGUCCAGGCUGAGUGAACUGGUUAAGUCAUCUUCAGUGGCUGUGGCUGAGGAGCCUAAUAGUAGCGUGAAGCUCUUUGGGGUUGCUCUCAGUUGAAAGAAGAGAUUACACUCGGGAAAGGUAGAUUAAGAAGAACUUGAAUAGUUGGUUUAGUUUUUGUAGGACUUGAAUAUUGAAGUUGAAUUAUUAUUAUUGUUAUUAUUAUUAUUAUUAUUAAGAAGGUUUAAGCUUUCUGAUGGAACGAUAAUUUAACAUAUUUUCUUCGAAUCUCUCGUCUACCACUUGGUAUUAUUAAGCAAAUCAAUCACUCAUUCCAAUCUGGGAUCUAGUCGAUUUCUCAUGUUAAAUGCUAGUAGGAUUGUGGUUGUUUUAGCAA
Mangifera indica (mango) is the source of this 1192-nucleotide messenger RNA. Its product is annotated as heat stress transcription factor B-4-like. Gene Ontology annotation, biological process: regulation of transcription by RNA polymerase II. The record is from RefSeq and is a predicted model, not a curated record. NCBI's taxonomy places the organism in Eukaryota, Viridiplantae, Streptophyta, Magnoliopsida, Sapindales, Anacardiaceae. Bases 163 to 912 code for a protein of 249 amino acids. Gene Ontology annotation, cellular component: nucleus. The transcript is spliced from 2 exons. Gene Ontology annotation, molecular function: RNA polymerase II cis-regulatory region sequence-specific DNA binding; DNA-binding transcription factor activity.